AGAUUAAUAAUUUAUUAGUUCAUAGUCAGGAAUCUUAGUAAAGGGAAUUGGUUACUUUGGGCUGCCAUUUUUUACUCUGUAAUCUACAGGAGACAGGGGGUACUGCAGGACUUGCCAGCAGAAAAAUGAAGAGGAUUCUGAUUUUCCUGCUUGCUGUAGCAUUUGUGCAUGCUUUAGAAAGAGGUCGAGAUUAUGAGAAGGAUAAAGUCUGCAAGGAACUUGCCAGUCUGGGACAAGAUGACUUCACAUCGUUGUCGAUGGUCCUAUACAGCAGGAAAUUUCCCAGUGGCACCUUUGAACAGAUCAGUCAUCUUGUGAAUGAAGUUGUGUCCUUGACAGAAGCCUGCUGUGCUGAGGGGGCUGACCCUGACUGCUACGACAACAGGACUUCAGCACUGUCAGAUAAGUCCUGUGAAAGCGACUCCCCAUUCCCAGUACACCCAGGAACUGCUGAGUGCUGCACCAAAGAGGGCCUUGAAAAGAAACUCUGUAUGGCUGCCCUGAAGCAUCAGCCCCAAGAAUUCCCUACCUACGUGGAGCCAACAAAUGACGAGAUCUGUGAGGCAUUCAGGAAAGACCCCAAGGGCUUUGCCAAUCAAUUUAUGUAUGAAUAUUCCAUUAAUUAUGGACAAGCUCCUCUGACACUUUUAGUCAGUUACACCAAGAGUUACCUCUCUAUGGUAGGGUCCUGCUGUACUUCACCAAGCCCAACAGUAUGCUUUUUGAAAGAGAGACUUCAGCUUAAACAUCUAUCACUUCUCACCAUUAUGUCCAAUAGACUCUGUUCACAAUAUGCUGCUUAUGGGAAGGAUAAAUCAAGGCUCAGCCAUCUCAUAAAAUUAGCCCAAAAAGUGCCUACUGCAAAUUUGGAGGAUGUUUUGCCACUGGCUGAAGAUGUUGCCACAAUCCUCUCCAAGUGUUGUGACUCUGCCUCUGAGGACUGCAUGGCCAAGGAGCUGCCCGAAUACACAGUAAAAAUCUGUGACAACUUAUCCUCAAAGAACUCUAAGUUUACGGACUGUUGUCAAGAAAAAACACCCAUGGACAUUUUUAUAUGCACUUACUUCAUGCCAGCUGCCCCAAGACCUGAGCUUCCAGAUGUCAAGUUGCCCACAAACAAAGAUGUGUGUGAUAAAGGAAACCCCAAAGUCCUGGAUCAGUAUGUAUUUGAACUGAGUAGGAAGACCCACAUUCCAGAAGUAUUCCUCAGUAAAAUACUUGAGCCAACCCUGAAAAGCCUUGAUGAAUGCUGCCACUCUGAAGACUCUACCGCCUGUUUUAAAGCUAAGGGCCCUCAAUUUAAGAAGGAACUAUCUUCUUUCAUUGAAAAGGGACAAGAACUAUGUGCGGAUUAUUCAGAAAAUACAUUUACUGAGUACAAGAAAAAAUUGGCAGAGCGACUAAGAGGAAAAUGGCCUGAUGCCACAGAGACAGAACUCGAAGAGCUGGUUAAGAAGCGCUCAGACUUUGCCUCCAAGUGCUGUUCCAUAAACUCACCUCCCCUCUACUGUGAUUCAGAGAUUGAUGCUGAAAUGAAUACCCUAUAGUCCUGCUGCAUGUGUAUCAUCUUAGAUUGUUCUAGAGCUGGAACCUCCCUGGGAAUGACAUUGGACAGCCUAACCUGAGCAAAACCAGAUACUCCCUGCUUAUUAUCAGUUACACUAUCCUGAUAUGAUGAUGAGUGUAACAAUUUGUCAUCAAAAUAAAUUGAAAUAUAAUGCAAACCAUAAA
Molecule: messenger RNA, 1731 nt
Organism: Phacochoerus africanus (Common warthog)
Lineage: Eukaryota; Metazoa; Chordata; Mammalia; Artiodactyla; Suidae
Gene: GC
Product: GC vitamin D binding protein
Exons: 13
Coding region: 126-1547 (473 amino acids)
Biological process (GO): vitamin transport
Cellular component (GO): cytoplasm; blood microparticle
Molecular function (GO): vitamin transmembrane transporter activity; vitamin D binding
Source: RefSeq, a predicted model, not a curated record